This is a messenger RNA of Colletotrichum truncatum, 1677 nucleotides long. RefSeq names its product cytochrome P450 52A11. The record is from RefSeq and is a predicted model, not a curated record. Gene Ontology annotation, molecular function: oxidoreductase activity, acting on paired donors, with incorporation or reduction of molecular oxygen; monooxygenase activity; heme binding. NCBI's taxonomy places the organism in Eukaryota, Fungi, Ascomycota, Sordariomycetes, Glomerellales, Glomerellaceae.
AUGCUGAGCGCCGCCUCCUCUAUCGCGCUGUUGGCGCUUCCGGCAAUUUUGUUCUACCUGUAUGCUGCGCUGUACUACCGCCGUUUCAAGCAGCACGGAAAUUUACCACAACUCAAACCAUCGUUGAUAUGGGGCCAUCUAAAAGCCAUCCACGAAUUCCAGCUGAAGCGUGGCAUGGAGGAAGAGGAGACUGAUCCCACUUUUGGAGACAUGUUCGAAUCUAUUGGCAAUCCACCAGUUAUGAUCGUCGACCUCCGUCCUCUUAAUCACCCUAUUCUUUUUAUACGUAAUCAUGAGAUUGCCGAACAAGUAACUAGACAGUCGAAGCUAUGGCCGUACAGCACUCCUAAGUCCGACACCAUGAAGCAUCUCUUGCCACUCUUGGGCGACACGUCAAUCGUGUUGGCUUCAGGCUCUCGAUGGAAAGAUAUGAGGAAGCAUUUCAACCCUGGCUUUGCCCCUCAACAUUUAAUGAGCCAAAUGCCCGUCAUUCUCGAUAAAAUACCGUUCUUUAUUUCCGAACUGAACAAGCGCGCUGAGACUGGAGAGGUCUUUGAGCUUGAGCCGCUUUGUACCAAUCUCACCUUCGAUAUAAUUGGUGCUGUAACCAUGGGCGUCGAUCUUGGAGCCCAACUCCCCGAAGACCAACAGACAGACUUCAUCAAAAACUACAAAGACUUCCUCUUAACUUACAAGAACAAUACCGGUGCGAUAACUUGGGAAAGUCCAAUGACUAAAUGGCGACGUAAAAAUCUCUCGCAGAAACUCAACGGCUUUUUGGCAGAAGCGAUCAAAAGGAAAUUCGAUGAUGUGAAGAAAGAUGUCUCCAGUCGAAGCGUUCUGGCACUGAGUCUCAAAGACACUCAAAUUUUGACCCAGGAUGUUGUCAACAUCACAAUGGACCAACUCAAGACUUUCAUGUUUGCGGGACACGACACCACCAGCAUCCUCCUGCAAUGGGCUAUCUACGAGCUAUCUAGGACACCUCGUGCUAUGAAGACUCUCCGUGCAGAACUGGAAAGUCUCUUUGGCCCUGUGCUCAGUCCUGAAGCAGUUCGCGAGGCCUUGUUAUCCAGAGGCGACGAAAUCAUUCAGAAGAUGACAUAUACUUCGGCGGUCAUCAAGGAGAUUCUGCGCCUCUACCCACCCGCCGGCUCUGCGCGCUUAUGCCCCCCGGGGUCAAACUUUCACCUUCAAUUUUCGGAUGGUAGCAGUCACUGCGUCGACGGAAUUGUUCUUUACACUUGCGCGUCUCUCAUUCAGCGCGACCCUGAGGUCUACGGCAGCACCAAGGAUGACUUCGUGCCAGAGAGAUGGUUAGGUAAUACAGAUACAUCGACGACGACGAACGACGACGAAAAAGCAGAAAUUAACAAUGCAAGCGGAAAUGAGAUUCCUGCUGCGGCUUGGAGGCCGUUUGAAAGGGGACCGAGAAACUGCAUUGGGCAGGAACUGGCCAACAUUGAAGCUAGGGUGAUCUUGGCGAGUGUGGUUGGCCAUUAUGAAUUUGAAAAGGUCGGCCUUGGAGAGGCGACGCUCGGCACGGAUGGGAAGCCCAUCAUCAACGAGAAGGGUCAACAUCAGUCAAACACGCGGCUGUACAACACUCGGCAAAUCACUGCUAGGCCCGUCGAUGGCACGAGAGUCCGAGUCAAGCUUCGAAGCGCUUCUUCAUAG